Molecule: messenger RNA, 1452 nt
Organism: Oncorhynchus mykiss (rainbow trout)
Lineage: Eukaryota; Metazoa; Chordata; Actinopteri; Salmoniformes; Salmonidae
Source: RefSeq, a predicted model, not a curated record
AUGAAUUCUGCUCAUGAGAAUGAUGACAGGGAUGACGACCAUGAUGACCAGAAUAGGAAUGACAGCGUUGUUGAUGGUGAUGAGAAGGAUGACGAUGAUGGUGACCUGGAGGACUUCUGCGCUACGUCGUCAAGGCACCAGGCAUCCCGGGUGAUCCUGUACGCCUUCUUUACAGCGGGCAUCGUGUGCACGGUGGUGGGUAACUUCCUGGUGGUCCUGGCCAUCGCGUACUACAAGCAGCUGCAGUCGCCCACCAAUUCGUUCGUCAUGUCCUUGGCGGUGGCCGACUUCCUGGUGGGGUUGGUGGUCAUGCCCUACAGCAUGGUGCGCACCGUGGAGGGCUGCUGGCUCUUCGGCGCCCUCUUCUGCCGGGUCCACUCCAGCCUGGACGUCAUGCUGUGCACCGCAUCCAUCUUCCACCUCAGCUGCAUCGCCUUCGACCGCUACUACGCGGUGUGUAACCCCUUGGUCUACCACCUGAAAAUGUCCCAGGGCCGAGUAGCCUUCCUGAUCGUGGUCUGUUGGGCCGUCCCGUUGCUCAUCUCUUUCGGCCCCAUCAUGCUGGGCCUCCACAAGGCUGGGGUGGACAUGGUGCCCAUGCCGCCCGAGGACGCCUGCGUCUUCCUGGUCAACCGCGUCUACGCCGUCAUGGCCUCCCUGGUGGCCUUCUACCUGCCUAUGGGCAUCAUGCUAGCGGCCUACUGGAAGAUCUACAAGGCGGCCAAGCGGCAGGCCAUGCAGAUCAGCGCCAUGGAGAGCCAGUUUUCGGCCGGGGUGGGCAAGGACUCCAGCAAGAAGCAGAGGCACCGCAACGCCAUGAGGAGGGAGAGGAAGGCGGCUAAGACCCUGGGGAUCAUCAUGGGGGUCUUUCUCCUCUUCUGGCUUCCCUUCUUCACGGUCAACAUCGUGGAUCCCUUCAUCGACUAUAGCACAGCGGUGGAGGUGUGGGAGUUUUUCCUGUGGCUGGGGUAUGUUAACUCGUCGCUUAACCCAUUCUUGUAUGGGUUCUUCAAUAGAUCCUUCCGUAGAGCGUUUAUGAUGAUUAUGGGAUGUCGGAUAUGUCUGUCGAGCUCCUCACCGGGUCUGGACUUAUCAAAAGAGAGCAACGAACGCAAGGUCAACCAAUAGGAGACAAGAAUCGCAACACUCCACACAUGGAUGUGACAUCGACCUAUCACACGCCAAGAAAGAGGGCAACGGGACACACAGACAACCAAUAGGAGACUUUUAAAAUACUUCAAUUACCGGCUAAUUGUGUACAGGUAGAGGACAAUUGAAGGGAUUAAGUUGUUAUUGUAAUAUUAAAGAGGAUUUAGCCACUGACUGAUGAAAACAUUGACGUUUAAAACAAUCUGUGCAUUUCUGAGACGGAUAAAACUGAAAUAAACACAAACCCUCAAAUGACAGGGUGCAAAUAAACAUUGUAUUUUGGUAGUCGUUAAAAAUGAAGAA